CAAGAUCGAAGAGGAAAGGGCCAGAACUUACGAUUACGAGUGCAAGCCAAGUAAUGUGCAUGGCGACCUUGCGACCCAAGCGAUCGGUAGCCAUCUGAAGGAAGCCCACGCCCACGAGUUGACCAGUCGAGAGCAUACCACCCCAUAGGGGAACAUAGGCACCACGCGCGGGACCUGUAUGGGGAUCUAUGGGCGGGUCAUUCCUUGGCUGGGGGCACCAAGCUUUAAUGAGCGGUGCCCAUCCAAGUAUAGGGACUCGGAGAAGCCAGUGGGAUAAUGCCAUGUUGCCGACGAUCCGACGACUUCAACCACAUUUACUUCCCACUGCACAGUAGAAAAGGCUGAAGAGAGCUACGAAGAAACUCCUAAUCCAAUGUAGAUGACGGCACCCAAGAGAAGACAACAAACUCAUCAAGUCUAAGAUACAACACGUCGUUGUCCUCACCACCUCUUUUCCUCAGUACAGUGCUUGACCUUCCCAACAUGGCACCAACGCGUAUCAUUCUCGACACCGACUUGUCCAUGGGCGCGGGCGCGGACGUCGACGAUGGCUUUGCCCUCGCCCUCGCCCAUGCCGACCCAGACAUCCAGCUCGACUUGAUCACCACCGUCAAUGGCAAUACUGACGUCGAGAGCGCGACCAUCCUGACCGGCGUCCUUCUCAACCGACUGGGUAUCAAAGACACGCCCCUCGUCCGUGGUUCAGCCACGCCCAUCAUCCAUACCGACCUGAAACGCACACCAGCCGACAAAGUCGUCGCCCUACGAGAGUCCGCACGAUCUCCCAACCCAGGCUACGCUCCCGUGGCUAUCGUCGAGCACAUCAUGGCCAAUCCAGGCGAGAUCACCGUCGUGGCCAUCGGACCUCUCACCAACAUCGCCAUCGCCCUACUACUCGAACCACGCAUCAAGUCGGCCAUCAAGGAGCUCGUCAUCAUGGGCGGCAUCUUCUUGGGGACCAUGUACUCUCGCGCCAAGCCCGGCGAGUUCAACGUCUUUUCGGACCCCGAGGCUGCGCGCACCGUCUUGCGCUCCGGCAUUCCCCAGCGCUGGAUCGGCCUUGAUUGCACUCUGCAAGUGCGACUACGCAUGGCGGAUGCCGAAGCACUCAAGAAAUCAACCUCGAGUUUUGCCCAAUUCGCCGGAGAUGCCACCAUUACUUACAUCGACUACCAGGCUGUCCGCUUCCCUGGCAGACCCAAGACCGACUCAAUCCCCAUGCACGACCCGCUGGCUGUGGCCGUCGUGUCGAAACCCGACCUGUGCGAGUACAAGGACAUGGCUGUCUCGAUCAUCACUGGUGACGGUGAAGCGCGAGGUGUUAUGAUUGCGGAUCGUCUGGAAACUCCCAACCCACCAACUCCUAAUUGUCGAGUUGCCGUCGGUGUCAAUGCUGAGGGGUUCCGAUCGCAUUUCUUGUCGCUGAUCGAAACGCUAUGAGUGCGGGAUUGCUGGUUCCAUCCCUCGGCCGGGGCUGGGCAAGCUCUUUCUAGGCUUAGGGAAUGACGGGAAGACAGCGGUUUGACCCUGUGCUGCGCGCCCUUUACGGGGCCAAAUUGCAAGAUGGAAUGGCAUCGCA
Messenger RNA from Exophiala viscosa, 1579 nucleotides. RefSeq names its product Inosine/uridine-preferring nucleoside hydrolase domain-containing protein. Gene Ontology annotation, cellular component: cytosol. Gene Ontology annotation, biological process: purine nucleoside catabolic process. Gene Ontology annotation, molecular function: purine nucleosidase activity. NCBI's taxonomy places the organism in Eukaryota, Fungi, Ascomycota, Eurotiomycetes, Chaetothyriales, Herpotrichiellaceae. The transcript has a single exon. The record is from RefSeq and is a predicted model, not a curated record. Bases 484 to 1440 code for a protein of 318 amino acids.